Messenger RNA from Peronospora matthiolae, 693 nucleotides. The record is from the annotation of a GenBank genome assembly. NCBI's taxonomy places the organism in Eukaryota, Oomycota, Peronosporomycetes, Peronosporales, Peronosporaceae.
AUGAAUGCCACUGUCGAUGCGCUCGAUAUCGAUGAUGAUGAUGACGACGAUGCUGGCAUAUUCAGCAUCGCCAAUGACUGCCACAGUGAGGACGAUGACGCCCUCACUGGUGAAGACAACGUUCUUUCAGCAGUGCGCACAAAGAGCACUGCUGUUGACAAGGACGAAUCAGCAGAAGAAUUUCUGCUGACUUGCGAAGCGGUUGUUCUCUUCCUUCAAGAUUCGAUUGCAGAUGCAAUAGUGAAGCAGGAAGAAAUGCAGACAGACAUGAAAGUUCAGAUGUUUUAUUCAUUGAAUGAAGUAGACUUAGUUUUACUGUCUACAGUAAGUGUUCCAAAACACGCAGUGACAAACGUGGGCAGCAGCAAACUACUGCCCAAGCACAUCGUUACAUUUCAUGUGUUGCGCCAUACUGGCAUCGCAUACACGGUUAAAUUGCCUUGUAGGAUACGCACGCAUCCUACGUUUCAUGUCGGACAUCUCCGCCCGUACUAUCAGUACGAGCCCGUUUCGAGAGGCGGAGAAUACCUUCGCGGUCAAAGGCCGAGACCACCUUCGAGUGGUCUCGUUUCAACUUACCAGUCUGGUCGAUUAGCGAAGCGACCUUCUCACGCAGUGGAGCGAUGUCUCGACGAGCUACAGCCAGCUCGUCACGAAGAGAACGAGUCGAAAGUUCGUUCUCAAGUUGUGUGA